CAGCUCCGGGGGCCAUCUACUGUCCCAGAGACUGCGAAGCGGAUGCCAGCGGCGCUGCGAAGGGCCGAGGCCCUGCCCUCUGGGCACCAGUCCAUCCUGCCCCCAUCGUUUCUGCACCCCACCGAUGUCCCCCUCUGGCCUGUGUGCCAGCCACUCCAUUGCUGUCCCCCAUCCCAGAGCAUCCCCCUUUGCAUCCACUCUACUGGCAGCAUCUCCGCUUCUCAACAGCAUCCCAGAGCCCCGAGCGCACGGGUGCCCUGGCACUGCCACAGCCCCCUGUCCUGCUCUCACCCUCCUGGAUGGCAGGGUCAAAGGGGAUGGGCCCAUGUCCUUCUCUCCCUGCAGUCGACAUUCGGGAGAUAAAGGAGAUCCGCCUGGGAAAGAACUCACGGGACUUCGAACGUUACCCGGAGGACGCUCGCAAGCUUGACUUCACCAUGUGCUUUAUCAUCCUCUACGGGAUGGACUUCAGGCUGCGGACGCUCAGCGUGGCUGCUUUCUGUGAGGAAGACAUCAACCUAUGGAUAACCGGCCUCAAUUGGCUAGUGGCAGACACCCAGAAAGCCCAGACUCCGCUGCAGAUCGAGAGGUGGCUGCGGAAACAGUUUGACACCAUGGACAGGUCACGGGAAGGCAGCAUAACAGUAAAGGACCUGAAGGCCAUGCUGCCCCAGGUGAACUACCGUGUGCCGAACAUGAGGUUCCUGCGGGACAAGCUCGUGGAGGUGGAAGCCAGGAAUGAGAUGACUUUCUCCCACUUCAUCCAGUUCUACAAAAACCUGAUGUUUGACACACAGAAGUCGGUCAUCGAGCAGCUGGAGCUCUCCUUCCCCUUGAGGAACGUCGACCGGCCGGAGCUCUGCCAGAUAUCACUCUACGACUUCCAGAAGUUCCUGCUGCAUGACCAGAAGGAGUCCUGGGCCAGUGAUGUGGGUACGGUGCGGGACUACAUGUGCGCUUACCUCAAGGACUGCUCCAACGAGGCAGCGGACCCUUCCUUCCAGCUGGACGAGUUCCUUACGUACCUCUUCUCCAAGGAGAACAUGGUGAUGGACUCAAAAUACGAGCGUGUGGUGCCCGAAGAGAUGAACCACCCCCUCUCCCAGUACUGGAUCUCCUCCUCCCACAACACAUACCUGACAGGGGACCAGUUCUCCAGCGAGUCCUCCCUAGAGGCGUACGCCCGCUGCCUCCGCAUGGGCUGCCGCUGCAUCGAGCUGGACUGCUGGGAUGGCCCGGAUGACCUGCCUAUCAUCUACCAUGGCCACACGCUCACUUCCAAGAUCAAGUUCCUGGAUGUCCUGCACACCAUCAAGGAGCACGCGUUCAUCACCUCCGAGUUCCCCAUCAUCCUCUCCAUCGAAGACCACUGCAGCAUCGUCCAGCAGAGGAACAUGGCCUCCCACUUCAAGAAGGUCUUUGGGGACAUGCUGCUCACCAAGCCAGUGGACAUCAACGCCGAUGAGCUGCCAUCACCCACACAGCUCAAGAAGAAGAUCCUUAUCAAGCACAAAAAGCUGGUUGAAGGGAACCUGUACGAGGAAGUCUCCACAGCCAGCUACUCCGAGAAUGACAUCAGCAACUCCAUCAAAAAUGGCAUCCUCUACCUCGAAGACCCCAUUGAUCAUACCUGGAGCCCACACUAUUUUGUCCUGACAAGCAACAAGAUCUACUACUCAGAGGAGACAUCCCGCUACCAGUUCAAUGAGGAUGAGGAGGAGGUGGAGCAGAAGGAGGAGUUCAACAACAAUGAGCUGCACUUCACGGAGAAGUGGUUCCAUGGGAAGCUGGGAGGGGGCCGUGACGGGCGGCAGAUUGCUGAGAAACUACUGCAUGAGUACUGCACUGAGACAGGUGGCAAGGACGGCACCUUCCUCGUGCGGGAGAGCGAGACCUUCGUGGGCGACUACACCCUCUCCUUCUGGAGGUCCAACCGCGUCCAGCAUUGCCGGAUCCACUCGCGGCAGGAGGCUGGCACCACCAAAUUCUAUCUGACGGACAACCUAGUCUUCGACAGCCUCUACAGCCUCAUCUGCCACUACCGGGAGGUGCCACUCCGCUGCAACGAGUUCGAGAUGCGCCUCACUGACCCUGUGCCCCAGCCAAAUGCCCAUGAGAGCAAAGAGUGGUACCAUGCCAACCUUACACGCCUGCAGGCCGAGCACAUGCUGAUGAGGGUCCCGCGGGAUGGAGCCUUCCUGGUGCGCAAGCGCAGUGAACCCAACUCCUACGCCAUCUCCUUUCGGGCAGAGGGGAAGAUCAAGCACUGCCGCAUCCAGCAGGAAGGUCGGCUCUUCAUGCUGGGUAGCUCAGCCGAGUUCGAGAGCCUCGUGGACCUCGUGAGCUACUACGAGAAGCACCCACUCUACCGUAAGAUGAAGCUGCGCUACCCCAUCAACGAGGAGACCCUGGAGAAGAUGGGCACCACCGAGCUGGACUACGGAGCCCUGUAUGAGGUGCGGACCCCUCACUUCUACGUGGAGGCCAACAAGAUGCCAAUGGCCAGGUGCACAGUGAAGGCCCUCUAUGACUACAAAGCCCAGCGGGAGGAUGAGCUGUCGUUCUGCAAGCAGGCCAUCAUCCAUAAUGUGGACAAGCAGGACGGUGGCUGGUGGCGGGGGGACUAUGGAGGCAAGAAGCAGCUGUGGUUCCCAGCCAACUACGUGGAGGAGAUUGUGAACACGCAGGCACAGGAGCAGGAUGAAGCUUCGUCGGAAAACAGCCCCCUAGGGAACUUCCUGAAGGGCUUCAUCGACGUGCCGUCCUGCCACGUAGUUAUCUCCAAAGACGGGAGGAGCUCCAAACCAUUUGUCUUCACCAUCCAUUCCCAGCAGAUGUCCCACGCAGCCCAGUCACUGGACGUGGCCGCGGACACUCAGGAGGAGCUCAGCGAGUGGGUGGCCAAGAUCCGUGAGGCCACGCAGAACGCCGAUGCCAGGAUGCAAGAGGGGAAGAUCAUGGAGCGGAGGAAGAAGAUUGCACUGGAGCUCUCCGAACUCGUCGUUUAUUGCCGCCCAGUGCCGUUCGAUGAAGACAAGAUCGGCACAGACAAGGCAUGUUACCGGGACAUGUCCUCCUUCCCGGAGACCAAAGCGGAGAAGUACGCCAACCGCAGCAAGGGCAAGAAGUUCCUGCAGUACAACCGGCGCCAGCUCAGCCGCAUCUACCCUAAAGGCCAGCGCUUGGAUUCCUCCAACUAUGACCCACUGCCCAUGUGGAUCUGUGGCAGCCAGCUUGUAGCGCUCAACUUCCAGACCCCUGACAAGCCGAUGCAGCUGAACCAGGCGCUGUUCAUGCUCGGAGGCCACAGCGGCUACGUUCUGCAGCCCGACAUCAUGAGGGACGAGACGUUUGACCCCUUCGACAAGAACAGCCUGAAGAUCGUGGAGCCUAUCACAGUGCAACUGCAGAUCCUUGGUGCCCGACACCUGCCCAAGAAUGGGAGAAGCAUCGUGUGCCCCUUCGUGGAGGUGGAGGUGUGUGGCUCCGAGUACGACAAUAGCAAGAACAAGACGGAUGUUGUAGCUGACAACGGUUUCAACCCUGUGUGGCUCUUCAAGCAGUUCGUCUUUGACAUCAACAACCCUGAGUUCGCCUUCCUGCGCUUUGUGGUGUACGAGGAGGACAUGUUCAGCGACCCCAACUUUUUGGCACAAGCCACCUUCCCUGUCAAGGGCCUCAAAACAGGUUAUCGCUCGGUGCCGCUGAAAAAUAGCUACACAGAGGACCUGGAGCUCGCCGCUCUCCUCAUCCACAUUGAGAUCAUCAAUGCCAAGGAGGAAGAUGAGGAGAACCUGUACUCAUCCAUCCAGCAGCUGCGCGACCGCGCCAGUGAGCUCUCCAGCCAGGUCUCCAGCUAUGAGCGCACCAACAACUGUGACUCCCGCUACCAGCAGCGCCUCGAUGAGCUGCGGGCAGCCCAGGAGCGUCUCAUGGAGCUCACCGAAGUGCGCAACCGCAAGUUGAUGGAGAAGAAGAAGAGGGACCGGCAGAUGGUCAGCAAACGCAACUGAGCCAGAUGGGGCUCUCCCAGCCCCGCGGCUGGGGUGUCUCUCCUGCACAAGCCCCAGCCAGUGCCACCAGCUGGCUGCGGACAUACCCCUGCCCGUCGCCCACAUCCCCCUGUGCCCAGAGCCGGCGUGGGCUGGGACUCAGACCGUGGGAUGGCCCCCUGCCACCUCCUCUCCCGCCACAAAGGGAUGGCGAGAGGGUGGGAUGGCCAGACCUGGUGCCCCCCGAGCCGUGCUCGUGCCGGCCUGGAUCCAGCCACCAUCGACACAACCCGGUGCUCAAGGGUGCCAGCACCGCUAGGUCCUGGGGCUGGAUGAUACCAGCAAAGGGGGGGUCAACAAUCUCCAGUUUGGGGAGAAGAGGGGCUUUGUGUAGGUCUAUGAUGUUUCUCCGUCACCACACCAAGCAGGGAUGGAGGCCUGGCAGCGAGGCAGGAGGAGGGAAGCUCCGCUUCGCCCCGGUGUAACUCCCGGUCUCCUCUCGCCUUGCUCCCUGGCAGGGCUUGGGCUGCAGCACCCAGGGGUGGCUGCGGUUCAGUGCUCCCACAGGACCAGGUGAGAUGUUGGCCAUGGUCCCAGCACCUGGCCAACACAGCACGGGCUCAAGAACUGCCCCAAGCAAGCACAGGGCAAGGGGAGCGCAGUGCCCGGCUCACCCCGCUGCCACCCCUGCCGCUCUUCACUCAUCCCUGCGACGGCAAAGGCGUCCCUAGCCCCAGCUUCCCACCACCGUAGGCGGGGGCAGCUUCCCCCCAGAACGGGGGGUAAUACCAGCCCCCCAACCUGAUGGAGAAACUGAGACACGCGACAAGUCUCUCGGUGCGAAACCGGCCCAGGAAGGAACAGGACCGGCCACCCCAUGUCCUGCACCCUCCAUCCCCGCCUGGACCUGUCCUGUACGCUUGGGCUGGACCUGCACCGUCCUCCCCACCAUGGGCUGGGGUUGGGGACAGGAGACAGGGUACCGCUCGCUCCGAGGCUCC
This is a messenger RNA of Struthio camelus australis, 4993 nucleotides long. The record is from RefSeq and is a predicted model, not a curated record. NCBI's taxonomy places the organism in Eukaryota, Metazoa, Chordata, Aves, Struthioniformes, Struthionidae.